Messenger RNA from Sorex araneus (European shrew), 9862 nucleotides. It is a transcript of the gene TNRC18, whose product is annotated as trinucleotide repeat containing 18. Gene Ontology annotation, molecular function: chromatin binding. The record is from RefSeq and is a predicted model, not a curated record. NCBI's taxonomy places the organism in Eukaryota, Metazoa, Chordata, Mammalia, Eulipotyphla, Soricidae. The coding region runs from base 588 to 8963 and encodes 2791 amino acids. The transcript is spliced from 29 exons.
GGGGGGUUGUGUAAUGUACCUUUUCCAAUCCCGGGCUGUAUAUGGAGAUUUGGGAUUCUUUAAACCGGCGCUACCUGGAUUUUAUUAAAAAGCGGGGCGCCCGGCGGGAGGAAAGCUGGCUUUCCCGGGGGCUGCGGGAGCCCGGCCGCGGGAGGGCGGAGGAGUUGGCGCGCCGCGCGCUCGUCCCGGGGAGCGGUUUUCUACCAAAAAAAGGAAAGGCGGGCAAAAAGUGUGAGCUGGCCGCGGGUGGCGAGCGGGAGCAGCGGCCGCGGCAUGGCGCGUUGCACGGGCGUCUAGGCGCGCCGGGAGCCCGGGCACCCGCCCGAGUCGUCGUCGCCGGAGCCCGGAGCCGCCGCGCCAGACGCCGGGUGCGCCGCCUCCUGUCGCCGCUCCGCCUGGCCGCCCGGAGGGGCCCCGCCGCCGUCCUCCCGCGCGCUCCGCGCCCCGCGCCCCGGCCGGCCGCCGCCAUGCCCGCCGCGCCCGCGCCGCCCGAGGACUCCGGGACGCCGCCGAGGCCGCACGUUUAGGUCGCCCUGAGCGAGGCCGGCGGGCCGGGAGGGGGGCUGGCCGCGGCACUCCGGCGGAGGAUGGAUGGCCGAGACUUCGGGCCCCCGCGGUCCGUGCACGGCCCCCCGCCGCCGCUGCUGUCCGGCCUGGCCAUGGACAGCCACCGCGUGGGCGCGGCCGCGGCCGGACGCCUGCCCGCCUCUGGCUUGCCGGGCCCGCUGCCGCCCGGGAAGUACAUGGCCGGCCUCAACCUCCACCCGCACCCGGGCGAGGCCUUCUUGGGCAGCUUUGUGGCCAGCGGGAUGGGGCCCUCGGCCUCCCCCCACGGGAGCCCCGUGUCCCUGCCCUCUGACCUCUCCUUCCGCUCCCCCACCCCCAGCAACCUGCCCAUGGUUCAGCUAUGGGCCGCACACGCCCAUGAAGGCUUUGCCCACCUGCCCAGCGGGCUGUAUCCGUCCUACCUCCAUCUGAACCACCUGGAGCCCCCCGGCAGCGGGAGCCCCCUCCUCAGCCAGCUGGGCCAGCCCAGCAUUUUCGAUACCCAGAAAGACGGCUUCUACCUGCCCACCCCCGGGGCUCCCAGCGCCCUGCACACCCUGGGACCCUCGCGGCCCCCCGGCGGCCACUCGUCAGCGGGUUCGGCCAAGAGCUCGUCGUCGCGGGAGCGCUCCAGCCGCGGGGUGGAGGCGCCCCCGCUCUUCAGCAAAAAGGAGGCCCGCGCGCGCGAGGACGCGCCCCGAGGGGUAGUGGACCUGACCCAGGAGGCCCGCGGGCCCCCGCGCCUCGCCGAGCGCCUGUCUCCCGGCCUGGCCGAGCCGGGGCUGCGGGAGGCCAAGGGCAAAGCGACCCCAGGCGGCCCGGGCGCCAAGGAGGCGGCCCGGCGCGCAGACCCGCUGCCGCACGGCGCCCGGCCCUGCCCGUCCCCGCUGCCCCCGCCGCUGCCACCCGGCCCGGGCAAGGGGCCGCCCGGGGCCUUCACGGCACCGCCGCCGCCCGCCAGCGUCUACACCAUCUUCCCCACAGCCGGGGCGCGCGAGCCGGGCCGGGAGCACCGCGUGGUGGCGCCCACCUUCGUCCCCUCGGUGGAGGCCUUCGACGAGCGCCCGGGGCCCAUCCAGAUCGCCGCACGGGCCCGGGAGCGCGAGGCUGGCCGGCCCGGCGUCCUGCAGGCGGCGCCCGGGUCCCCGAGGCCCCCCGACGCGGCCCCCGAGAAGAGCUCAGUGAUCCGGUCGCUCAAGCGGCCGCCACCCGCGGAGGCCCCGCCGGCCCGGACCGCGCGCGCCUCCCCCGACCCCCGCGCCUACCUCCCGACCAAGGACCUGCUCAAACCCGAAGCCGAGCCGCGGGCAUGCGAGCGUGUCCUCCGCGGCCCGUCCGCCACCUCCCAGCAGCCCGCCAAGCUCUUCAGCCUGGAGCCCGCGCGGCCGCCCGGCGGCCCCGAGCACAAGUGGAAGCCCUUCGAGCUGGGCAACUUCGCCACCACGCAGAUGGCCGUGCUGGCCGCGCAGCACCACCAUGCCAGCCGCGCCGACGACGAGGCUGCAGCCAAGAAGGCCUAUCUGGACCCGGGGGGCGCACUGCCCCGCGCGGCCGCCACCACCUGCGUGCGCCCGGGCGCCCCCGACCUGCACAGCGAAGCCUCGGCCAUGCAGAGCCUCAUCAAGUACAGCGGCAGCUUCGCCCGUGAGGCCGCCGCCGUGCGCCCCGGGGGCUGCGGCAAGAAGAGCCCGUUCGGGGGACUGGGCACCAUGAAGCCCGAGCCCGCGCCCACGGCUGGCGCCGCUCGCUCCCAGGCCCGCCUCCCGCACCCUGGCACCCCGGCCAGCGGCGGAGGCCGGCAGCUGAAGAGGGACCCUGAGAGGCCCGAGAGCACCAAAGCCUUUGGGCGGGACGGCCCCGGGGCCCAGGGCGAGGCCGAGGUGCGGCACCCGCCCGUGGGCAUCGCAGUGGCCGUGGCGCGGCAGAGAGACAGCGGCCGCCUGGCACCAGCACCCGCUGACCAGGAGCGCACCCUGCCCCUGAGCAGCGUCAAAGGGCACGGCCGCGCUGACGGGGACUGUGGGGACGAGCGGGCCCGGCUCCGGGAGGACCGGCUGCUGGCACGGCUGGACCGGGACCAGGAGAAGCUGCUGAGAGAAAGCAAGGAGUUGGCCGACCUGGGCCGCCUGCACCCCAACGGCUGUGCUGCCAACGGCCUGAACCCCAACCUCAUGGUGACGGGGGGCCCUGCGCUGGCCGGCUCGGGGCGCUGGUCGGCCGACCCCGCCGCCCACCUGGCCGCGCACUCCUGGCUGCCGCGCUCCAGCAGCGCGUCCAUGUGGCUGGCGGGUCACCCGUACGGCUUGGGGUCCCCUGCCCUGCACCAGGGCAUGGCGCCUGCCUUCCCCCCGAGUUUGGGGGGCUCCUUGUCGUCCGCCUACCAGUUCGUCAGGGAUCCCCAGUCGGGCCAGCUGGUGGUCAUCCCCGGCGACCACCUGCCUCACCUGGCGGAGCUGAUGGAGCGGGCCGCGCCCCCUCUCUGGCCGGCCCUGUACCCGCCGGGCCGCAGCCCCCUGCACCACGCCCAGCAGCUGCAGCUCUUCUCCCAGCAGCACUUCCUGCGCCAGCAGGAGCUCCUGUACCUGCAGCAGCAGGCGGCCCAGGCCCUGGAGCUGCAGCGGAGCGCCCAGCUGGUGCAGGAGCGGCUGAAGGUGCAGGAGCAGCGGGUGGAGAUGGAGGAGAAGGCCAGCAGGCGUGGCCUGGACGCUGCAGGCAAGGCGGCUCUGGCCGCUUCUGGCCCUGGACUGCUGCCCCGGAAACCCACUGGCCUGUCCGCGAGCACGGCCGGCUCCUAUGGCAAGGCCGGAAGCCCACCGCCCUCUCCCCGAGGGUCCCCGGUGACUGCCCUGAAGGCCAAGGUCAUCCAGAAGCUGGAGGAUGUGUCCAAGCCACCCGCCUACACCUAUCCCGCCUCGCCCGGAGCCCAUCCCGCCUCACCGCCCCCUGCCUCACCGCCCCCCGCACCCAGCAUCGCCCGCAAGGAGGAGGCUCCAGAAAACGUGGUGGAGAAGAAGGACCUGGAAGUGGACAAGGAGACCCCCAGCCCCUUCCAGGCCUUGUUCUCGGAGAUCCCACCCGGGUACCCGUUUCCUGCCCUGCCUCCGCACUACGGGCGGCCCUACCCGUUCCUGCUGCAGCCCACCGCAGCCGCCGACGCCGACGGCCGUGCCCCCGACGUGCCGUUGCCCGCUGACGGGCCCGAGCGCCUGGCCCUGUCUCCCGAGGACAAGCCCCUACAUGUGUCCCCCUGCUCGCUUCCCGAACGGCUGCGCGAGGACCCGCGGGAGGAGCCGCUGGCCGAGCGGGAGGUGAAGGCAGAGGUGGAGGAUGUGGACGAGGGGCCGGCAGAGCUGCCCCCGCUGGCCUCCCCACUGCCCCCCAACAAAACCCUGGCAACCCCGAGCCCUGUGGGCAGCUGCGGAGUCGGCCUCUUGGACACCCAGGCCCUGAGUGUGGGUCCGGGGGCCACGGAGACUUCUGGGGCCCCUGACUUUGCUGAUGGGCCGGACGCUCAGGCCGAUUCCCCAGACCGGACCGAGUCCUGCACGGCCGCCCCAGACUUGGGGGCACGGCUGACACCCGAGACCCUGGUGGAAGCUAAGGAGGAGCCUGUGGAGGUGCCCGUGGACGUGCCCAUGGCAGUGACCUUGGUGGAGGCGGUACCUGAGGAGGGGCUGGCCCCGAUGGCCCCCUGUGAGCCCCAGCCCAGCCUGGAGGCAGCGGACAGCGUCGUGCCGGCCGGGGACUCCGAGUGCCUGAGCCUGGAGGCCCGUGAGGCCACCCCACCGCCGGGGGCCAGCAGCUGCACCUACUUCCUGGAGGAGGUGCCCUCCGAGCCCUUCCUGCCCGGCCUGGAAGACCCUCUGGCUGGCAUGAAUGCGCUGGCGGCAGCCGCAGAGUUGCCCCAGGCCAGGCCUCUGCCGUCCGCAGGCCCCGGAGCCCAGAGCCCGGAGAGGCCAGAGACGCAGAGCCCGGCCCUGGAGCAGAGUGUCCUGCAGGGCAUCACGCUGCUGAGCGAGAUCGCGGGGCUGGAGCUGGAGCGCAGGAGCCAGGACGCGGGAGGUGCCGAGUGCAGCCCCGCCGUGCGGCCGUCCCUCGAGAGCCUGCUGGCGGCCAGCAGCCACAUGCUGAAGGAGGUGCUGGACAGCCCCUUCGGGGACCCGCUCAAAAACCUUCGGCUCCCACGGGAGCUGAACCCCAACAAGAAGUACAGCUGGAUGCAGAAGAAGGAGGAGCAGAUGUUCGCCAUGAAGCCAUCCCUGGAGCACAUGGACGCCAUGGAGCUGGACUUCCGCAUGCGGCUGGCCGAGGUGCAGCGACAGUACAAGGAGAAGCAGCGGGAGCUGGUGCGGCUGCAGCGACGCCAUGACUGCGAGCCGAGCAGCAAGGCCCUGUUGAUGUCCGAUGACUCGGAGCUGGGAGGAGGGAUGCGGAAGAGACACAAGGGGCCCGACGAGGAGCACGGGGGCCUCGCUGGGACGGGCAAAGCCAGGGGCCGCAGCCAGCCCUGGGAUGAGCACGGAGCCUCGUCGGACUCCCUGAGUCAGCUGAAGAUCAAGAAGAAGAAGAUGGCCAGCGACCAGGAGCAGCUGGCCAGCAAGCUGGACAGGGCCCUGUCCCUCACCAAGCAGGACAAGCUCAAGUCGCCCUUCAAGUUCAGCGAGGCCCCGGCGGGGAAGGCCAAGGCGGGCGGGGGCUGCGGCCGUUACCUGGCGCCCUAUGACGGCCUCUUGGUCAAGGACCGGAAGGCAUUGGCCAAGGGCCUCGGCCUGUCCCUCAAAGCCUCGCGAGAAGGUAAACACAAAAGGGCUGCCAAAGUCCGGAAGAUGGAGGCGGGCUUCAAGGCCAGAGGCCCGCCCAAGCCGGCCCACUCCCCGUUCGCCUCGGAAGUGAGCAGCUUCUACAAUACGGACUCGGAGGAAGAGGACCAGUUCCUGAAGGACGAGUGGUCCCCGCAGGGCCCCUCCAGCUCCAGGCUUACGCCCUCCCUUCUGUGUGGCAUGGUGGCCAAGAACAGCAAGCCAGCCGGCGGCCCCAAGCUGGCCAAGCGGGGCCUGGCGGCCACGCGGACCCUAGACCCGAAGCCGGCGGCCGGCAGGAAGCAGCCGUUCUGCUUGCUGCUGCGAGAGGUCGAGGCCCCGUCCCCCUUCAGUGACCCUUCGGAGGACUCCUCUGACCAAGAUGAGAGCGACGAGGACGCGCUGGACGAGGACGAGGUGGCCCAUGGCUGUCGGCUGGGCGCCCGGGAGCCGGCCCUGUCACCAGGCCUGGACGAGAGCGGGCUGGGGCUGCUGGCUCGCUUCGCGGUCAGCGCCCUGCCCAGCCCCCCUGGGGCCCCCCCGCUGUCCGUGGUGCAGCUGGAGGCCAAGCAGAAGGCCCGCAAGAAGGAGGAGCGCCAGAGUCUGAUGGGCACGGAGCUGGAGGUCACGGAUUCGGAGGGCGAGGUCAAGGUCAAGAUCCGGAAAGGCCUGAUGCGGCCCAAGAAGGGGGCGGGGGAGCCGGGCCCCUCGCUGCCCCCGCCGGGGACCCGCAGCACCGGCCCCACCAGCCCAGACAAGACAAAGCUGGCGGAGCGGGGGCGCAAGGCCCGCAAGCAGCGGGGGCCCAAGGAGCCGGGCUUCGAGGCGGGGCCCGAGGCCAGCGACGACGACCUGUGGGCACGCAGGCGCAGUGAGCGUAUCUUCCUGCACGACGCCUCGGCCCCGCCCCCCGCCCCCCGCAGCACCGCGCCCCCUGCCACCAAGGCCAGUCGCUGCGGCAAGGGCGGCCCCUUGAGCCCACGCAAGGACGCCGGCCACGCCCGGGACAGGAAGGACCCCAGGAAGAAGAAGAAGGGGAAGGAGGCAGCCUCCGGGGCCGGGCUGGCACCUCGAGUUCCUGCGCUGCCCGCUGAGGCCCGGGCCCCCAGCUCCGGCUCCCCUGCCUCCGCCUCCGCCAAGCGGACCAGAGCCAGGGCCAAGGGGAAGGAGGCGAAGAAGGAGGCCCGGGGGAAGGGCGGCGCGGUGAGCAGGCUGAUGGAGAGCAUGGCGGCCGAGGAGGACUUCGAGCCCAACCAGGACUCCAGCUUCUCUGAGGACGAGCACCUGCCCCGAGCCGGUGCCGUGGAGCGGCCGCUCACACCAGCGCCGCGCUCGUGCAUCAUCGACAAGGACGAGCUGCAGGACGGGCUGCGCGUGCUCAUCCCGCUGGACGACAAGCUGCUGUACGCCGGCCACGUGCAGACCGUGCACUCGCCCGACAUAUACCGCGUGGUGGUGGAGGGCGAGCGCGGGAACCGGCCCCACAUCUACUGUCUGGAGCAGCUGCUGCAGGAGGCGAUCAUCGAUGUGCGCCCGGCCUCCACCCGCUUCCUGCCGCAGGGGACCCGGAUCGCCGCCUACUGGAGCCAGCAGUACCGCUGCCUCUACCCGGGCACCGUGGUGCGGGGACUGCUGGACCUCGAGGACGAUGGGGACCUGAUCACAGUGGAGUUUGACGACGGGGACACGGGGCGGAUCCCCCUGUCCCACAUCCGCCUCCUGCCCCCCGACUACAAGAUCCAGUGUGCCGAGCCGUCCCCUGCCCUCUUGGUGCCCAGUGCCAAGCGCCGUAGCCGCAAAACCAGCAAAGACACCGCUGGGGACAACAAGGACGGCGCCGCGCCAGCUUCAGACGAGCCGGGUGCCAAGGCGCGGGGCCGCGGGCGGAGGCCCAGUGCCAAAGCCAAGGGUGACAGAGCCGCCAUCCUGGAGGAGGCAGGAGCCACGGCCGAGGCCCCGAGCACCCCGGCAGCACCAGAGCCGGUCAGUGGCGCCGCUGCCAAUGCCAAGAAGAGCCCCCCAGAAACUGUGGACAAACGGGCCAGAGCCCCCAAGGCCCGCCCGGCGCCCCCUCAGCCCUGCCCCGCGCCACCCGCCUUCGCCAGCAGCCCAGCGCCCGAGCCCUUCCGGGAGCUGCCGGCCCCUGCGGCCGCCCUGGCCCCAGCCCCCCUCGCACCCUCGCCCGGGGCCAUGCCCGCCUCCCGCCCCAAGUCCAAGAAGGCCCGAGCACCCGAGGAGCCCGCGGGCAAGGGAGCGCGGAGGCCGGGGGAGGCCGCCGAGCCGCUGGUCAAGCUGGACCAUGAAGGGGUGACGUCCCCCAAAAGCAAGAAGGCCAAGGAGGCCCUGCUGCUCCGGGACGAGCCGCGCGGCCUGCUGGCGCUGGGCGGCUUCCUGCCCGCCGCGGGCCCCGGCGAGGCCCUGGCCGCCGACGGAGACGCAGCACAGGAGCCCGGGCCCGGCCUCGCCUUCGAGGACCCAGGGGCUGCCAAGAGCCCUGACAAAGGCCAGGCGGGGCGCGACGGGGCCGAGGAGUCAGAGAGCAGCGACAGCUCUGAGACCGAGGGCGAGGACGGCCAGGCCUGCGCCUCCUCCUCCUCCUCCUCCUCCUCCUCCUCCUCUUCCUCCUCCUCCUCCUCUUCCUCCUCCUCCUCCUCCUCUUCCUCCUCCUCGUCCUCGUCCUCCUCCUCCUCCUCUUCCUCUUCCUCCUCUUCAUCGUCCUCGUCGUCGUCCUCGUCGUCGUCGUCCUCCUCCUCCUCCUCCACCACUGACGACUCUUCCUGCAGUUCCGAUGACGAGGCCGCGCCUGCGGCCGUAGCUGGUCCCUCGGCGCCUCCAGCGCUGCCCAGCAAAGCUCCGAAGCCCACCGGGAAGGUGCGGCCGGCAGCCCCUGCCGCCCCCGCGCAGCCCGCCCAGCCCCUGCCGCCCAAGGCCCCCGCGGGCGGCGGAGCCAAGAGCCGCCCCAAGAAGCGGGAGGGCGUCCACCUGCCCACCACCAAGGAGCUGGCCAAGAGGCAGCGCCUGCCGUCCGUGGAGAACCGGCCCAAGAUUGCCGCCUUCCUGCCUGCCCGGCAGCUCUGGAAGUGGUUCGGCAAACCCACCCAGCGCCGCGGCAUGAAGGGCAAAGCGCGCAAGCUGUUCUACAAGGCGAUCGUGCGGGGCAAGGAGAUGAUCCGCAUCGGGGACUGCGCCGUCUUCCUGUCGGCCGGCCGCCCCAACCUGCCCUACAUCGGCCGCAUCCAGAGCAUGUGGGAGUCCUGGGGCAGCAACAUGGUGGUGCGCGUCAAGUGGUUCUACCACCCCGAGGAGACCAGCCCGGGCAAGCGGCUGCACGAGGGCCAGUGGGACCAGAAGUCAGGCCGCAGCCUCCCAGCAGCUCUGCGGGCCUCUAGCCAGAGGAAGGACUUCAUGGAGCGCGCCCUGUACCAGUCUUCACACGUGGACGAGAAUGACGUGCAGACGGUGUCGCACAAGUGCCUGGUCGUGGGGCUGGAGCAGUACGAGCAGCUGCUGAGGACCAAGAAGCACCAGGACAGCGAGGGCCUGUACUACCUCGCGGGCACCUACGAGCCCACCACGGGCAUGAUCUUCUCCACCGACGGGGUGCCCGUGCUGUGCUGAGCUUGGCCUGCAGGCCCCGCGGGGGCGUGUGCAUGAAGGUCGUGAUGCCCUGCGGGGCGCAGCCCUGUGUGUGCCUGGAUGCAUGCCCCGUGCACGCGCUGUGGCCCCAGACCAUGAGGCGCCGGGCUGCCUCCAGCACCUGGAAAGCACUUGGGCGAGGCGGGUAGGGGCCCCGGCGGGGGGCCCCUCAUCUCCAGCCGCAGCAGCCAGGCCAGGCUGGCCCUGAGUGCCCGCACCUAGUGCCAGCCUCAGGGUAGCCAGACGCGGGGGCCCCCGGGGGUCAGGCAGGCCUGGCCUCGGCCUUGACCGUCACACUACAGACAACCAAUGGUGCUGAAACCCUUGGGCCGCCCAGGGGCGCGUCUGCCUGUACAGUUUUCUCCGCCCCGCCCGCCCUGUAUCAUAUGCCUCUAAAUGGAGUCGACUUUUUAAUUAUAUAUAUAAAGAUAAAUAUAUAUAAAUAUAUAUAAAUAUAAACUUUUUAAAACUGUGAAAAAAUAGAUAUGAAAUUAUAAAAAAAAAGCGAACAGUCUGACGUGCAGAAUAUUAUUUUUAUUUCCUGUUAGAUUGUGAGUGACUAGUGUCCGCUUCUCACCCUGCCCGCCUGCCUGCCUCACCCCAUCCCGUGUGGCCCCCCGAGGGAGGAGCCGGGCACCAGGGCCCCCCCCCCAGCGCCCCCACCCGGAGAGCAUCCUUGGGGCCGAAGCCCUCGUCCAGACAAUCUUAAGGGAAGGAAAAGCCAGACUUUGGUUUUGUUUUGGGGGGAAGAAUGGUGGUUUCCUUUUUGGUUUCUUGUUUGUUUGUUUUUUAAUUCUGUUUGUUGGCGAAUUCUGUGUGAUCAUUUUCAUAAAAAAGAAAAAGAAAAAAAAAGCCAAGAAAAAGUUAUCAUUGGAAAAGGA